Lymnaea stagnalis (great pond snail) is the source of this 17977-nucleotide messenger RNA. The record is from the annotation of a GenBank genome assembly. NCBI's taxonomy places the organism in Eukaryota, Metazoa, Mollusca, Gastropoda, Lymnaeidae.
AAGUGUCACAUGACUGUUGUGUUGUGAUAGGAAAUGUCAAGCCUCCUUAACUAAUAUUCAUUUAUAUAGUAUUUACAACCAAGUUCAUGCUCAUAUGAUGUUGCGUUUGGGUGUGUUUAUGUCCUGAUUCAAUUUAAAAGAUUUUCUUUCUUUAAAAUUACUUGACCGUGAAUACUUUAUAAACUUGUCUGUCACUUUACAAACUACUUUUAUUACAUUACAUGGUCACGGUGUGAGUGUGAGACACAGCAUGAUCUAAUCUGUGACAAAACAAUCAGUAUCAGUCAGAUCUGAAUCUGAGUUGAGCCUGACGGCGCGGGUCAUUCACAAAAUCAGUGAAUGAUUCAGUUAACACAAUCAGAAACACAUUAACUACAUACCAUGCAUGUCACAUAGUCAUAAUUCACAAUAUCAUACUUUUACUUUACAAUUUUACAAAAAAAGACAAAAUAAAAAAACAUAAUUUCUCAAAGUUUAAUUUUAUAUUUAAGUCUUUUAAUUUAGUUUAAGUAAGUUAAAAUAGGGGCCUGCCCACUAAAUUAUUUUAUUAAAAAUCCUUGAAAUUGAAAGAGUAUACUCCAGUUUUUCUACUUCUUUUUGUACGCCUAUACUCCCGGCCUGCACAACAUAUGGCCUGCGGGCCGCAUGCGCCUGCUAGCACCCACUUUGCGGCCUGCGAAAUAACGAAAAAUUCUUUAUUAUUAUUUCCUUAAUAGCUUCCCCCCUGUUCUAUUUCCUUUUGGCUCACUCAAGUUUUUCAUAAAGUAUUAUGGCCUGCCUUACAUUUGCCUAUACUUUAUACCAGUAGUUCCCAACAUAUAUAACUCAAAGAACCCAUUUUAAUUAGAAUGUAUGGGGGAGCCCCUUAGGCUUAGGUCUAUGCCCUAUGUAUGGAUUACAAGUUUUAUUCAAUUUGUGUUUAUUUUAUUUACUGGAGCCCCUCAGAAGUGCAUUCAAAGCUCUAAGGGCUCUGAGGAGAAACAGGUUGGGAACAACUGCUAUAAACUCUAUAUAAUUCCAUAAAAUAAAUUUAUUAGCUUAUUACAUACGCCUUAAUUGGAUUUUAUUUUGAAAAUUUAUUUUAAAAAUGUUUUAGUGAGUGAAAAAUGGGGAAAAUUUUACCUUUUAUAAAAUAUAUUCAUUAUAUUUUUUUUCACAUAAUUUGAUCUUUGAACAAACUUACAUGCAAAGAACAAACUUACAUGCAAACAAAUUUGGGUUUGAACAAACAUCUGUCUCACAAUAUUCAAUUGAAUAAUUUUCUUUCGUACACAUUUCCAGUAAUCAUAUUGAAUGAGAUGACUUGUCAGCCCUGUGCCAUUUUUUAUGUUUCUGAUAUUUAAGAACUACUGCCACAAAACUGCCACAUUUGGUCUUUGACAAUAUUUGACUGAUUUUUAAAAAAUAAAUAAAUGCAACUCUUGAUUCAGAAACAUAUGUUUUUACUACUACUACUAAUAGAAAAAUCUUAAGAAAUGAAUUAUUUAAUUAUGUUAUUUAAUUUCUCCUUGUAAUUUCUCAACUUUAUAUUUUCUUUGUAGUACAUUGUUAUAAUAACACAUUAGUCUGCAUAUUCCUUAAUUAAUACAUUGCUUUUUGAAUGUAAAAAUGACUGUUUAAAUAUAGCAUUGUUGUUUGUGAACAAAAAAGUCCAUAUUUCGUUGGUUUUUAUGCAUAAUGAACAAACAUAUACUGUAUUUAUUGGCGUAUAACACACUUUUUCUCCCCGAAAAUAAGGGGCAAAUCGUGUGUACGUGUUAUACGCCGAUAUAAUGUUUAGUUUUUUUCCUGAAAUUUCCUUCUUAAAUUGAGGUACGUGUUAUACGUGGGGGUGUGUUAUACGCCAAUAAAUAUGGUAAUUAACAACCUCUAGGAACAGAACUCAUUUGUAAAUCAAAAACUGCCUGUAAUGCAUGUCAAUACAUUUAUUCAUAAUAGGAAAUACAAAUAUUCUUUUUAAAAAAUUUAAAAUGUGCAUAUUGAAGAUGUAUUUUGUGAUAAUGAUUAUUAGUUUGAUCAAGCUGAAUAUUAUUUAUCUGUUUGUCCUAUAUAAAGGGUAGAUUUGGCAAAUACCCAGUAUAAAAAUAAAAUAUUUAUUUAAAAAUAAUUACUUGAUAACAGUGUUUCUCCUCUAAAUUGCUUUAACCUAUUUUCUAACAAUUUCAGAUCUUUUGCAGUUAAGUUUCGGCUUGAUUAUAUUUGCAACUGGUAUAUCAUCAGUAAGACAGGUACCGGUACCCAUCCUUCCUCGCCUUUGCCCACAAGGUAUUCCUGAUAGGAAAAUUAAUACUGCUCAUCUCACUAUUGUCAAUGAUGAUGCACAAUCAAGUACUCUAGUUGUUUACCUUCAAUCGGAACAAUGCUAUAAGGUAAUAAACUAAUGGUGAUCCUAAUUGUUUUUAAACAUUGAUCCUGUUAUGUAUUAUAUUUCAAAUCAUUAGGUUUUAACUAAUAAAAUUAAAUUCAAUGCUAAUGAGCUGUUUCCAAAUAACCAGAGACAUGUCUCAUAAAAUAAAACACCCAGGCAUUUUAUAAAAAGGAGAAUAAUUACCUUUUAACAAAAAAAAUUAAAAGUAUUUAAAAAAAUUUAUCAUGGAUUUGCUGUUUAAUUAAAUUUUUUUAUAAAUUAUGUUUCUAUGUGUAAUGCAUAGCCGCUUGAGGAACUGACUAAAAAAUUAUUACCUUUCAGGCAUUAAAUGUUGUACCAAAUGCAUGAAAAGAUAAAAGCUUUAACAACUAAACGGAUAAAAAUGGUUAUUUAAAAGUGAAGAUUUUAAUUAGCUAGAAAUUUUUUUAACGUAAAUCUGUCAAGUUAUAAAAUAUAAAUAUGUUUCCAAAGCCUUAGGUUGGUAUUUAAUCUAGAACCUUGUUUGAAAAUGAUACAUAGUGCAGAGUUUUUAAAAAAUUUUAAAACUAAAAUUUUAAAAACUAUUUUUUUUUUGCUCUAUUAAUUGCAGUGUGACUUGAUUCCGACUGUGUUAGUGACUAGCAACUGCACACUAAAUGUGGACUCAAGAUGGCCGAUGAGAGUUGAAAUAAGAGUCCUCAAUGAAAGCGGAACAGUUAUUACAGCAUCACCAAACUGCAGGUUGGCAGAAACUCUUGUGUCUAAUUUAGGGCAAUAAUCAAUUUUUUUUUUGUUAGUCCAAGUGUCGCAUUCAUAAAUACUGUAAUAUAAUUAGACUUCUUUGAUCCAGACUUAAAAUAAUCAAACUGCAGGUUGGCAGAAAACUCUUGUGUUUUAUUUAGGGCAAUAAUCAAAUUUUUUUUUUUGUUAGUCUAAGUAUCGCAUUCAUAAAUACUGUAAUAUAAUUAGACUUCUUUGAUCCAGACUUAAAAUAAUCAAACUGCAGGUUGGCAGAAAACUCUUGUGUUUUAUUUAGGGCAAUAAUCAAUUUUUUUUUUGUUAGUCAAGUGUCGCAUUCAUAAAUACUGUAAUAUAAUUAGACUUCUUUGAUCCAAACUUAAAAUAAUCAAUUGCCGAUUCAGUAGAGAAAGGGCACCAUAGAUGGGUGUGUUGAUCCUCCCCAUUAUUUUUGUACAUAUAUCAUUCUUUCUUAAAUUGUUAGGACAAGUUUGGUACACUACAAGCCUAUCUUUCCAUGUUAAAAUUUAUUACAGUUAUUAUAAUCUUACAACUAGGAGAGAGAAAAACACUUUAAAUACUUUUAAAUACAUUUUUGAAAAAUUUUAAAGUUUUAAAAAUAAAUUAUUCUCAUGUUUAAGAAAAAAACAAAGGGAAAUAUAGCAUCAGUAACAAUCUGGUUUGCUCAAGAGAACUAACAGGAUGCCUAAAAUAUUGUGCUGUAAUGGUUGGCAUAACUUAAAAUUUAACAGAUACAAAUUUAACACCAAAUAUAAAUAACUCUUUGAAACUAUGGGUUUACAGUUUUAAGUAAAAAAUUAUAGGUCUUAUCAAUUUGACAUUCAAUGAAAAGUAAAUGUUGUUGUGUUAAAGAAAUGUGCCUGUCUUUUUUAAAAUUAUAGUGAAAAAGCUUUGACCAUGCUUUAUGUUGAAGGAGGAAAGUAUAAUAUUUAUAUCUCCAUGGAUUUGGUGGACAACACUAUUAACUGUGUACCAACCAUGAGUGAAACAGGAGAUCCCCAUAUUCGUAAGAAAAUAUUUAUAGCUCCUCAUUUUCUCCAGAUAUGUCUACAGUUUUUUAAGAGUUUGCAUUUUAAAAAAUUUAAUUAUUUUUUGACUUAAAAUUUGAUUAAUAUGCCUGGAUAAUUGUAUGAUAAAAAGCAUCCAUUUUUGGUUUGAUUUAAAAUCUGAAAUAAUUUUUCUGCUGACUCCAUAACAUAACAAAAGACAAGUCAAAUUUUAUGUUUUGUGUAUUUAUUCGGCAGCAAUUUAUAUUGCCCUGGGUGCCUGCCUGUUUCUAAUCAUUCUCUGGAAUUUAGGCCAAUAUAUGUACAGGUAAAGGACAUUUUUAAGCUAACAAUAUGUUAAUUAGUAAAGUAAACUUGCCAAUAACUCCUAUUUCCAUCUUGUGGCACAUUCCAAACUAAUCUGAAGCAAUGAAAAAAACACUCAUUUGUCUUUCGUAUGGAAUACUUAUAAAUGACGAACUGUGAUUUAAUUGCUCAACAUUUUUUUUUUAUACUCCAGUAAAGGCUACAUACAUAGAAUCCUUUGCUUCUGGAGCACAGAGAGUAUGAUGUCGGUAAGUGAAAUAAGGGAAGAUUCUUUUAUAGAUCCAGUUAAAUGGAAAUGUGGAAAUAUUGACUUUAAGAGUAAUUAUUUGAUUGGGGGCAGGGGGGGCUGGUUGUCAAAUUCAUCUAUAUAUUUUGGUUUGACUAAGUGACAGUUUACACGAUCAAAUUUUUAUCAUGCAUUUGAUGCGAUUUUUAUAUGAAGCCUUUUCACAACUUUCAAAUUACUGUUUGAUCGAAUUCCCAUUUUUUUCCAAAAGAAGAAAUCAUGCACAAAAUAGUGCGUUCUUACAAAAAUGUGACAUGAAUUUGAAGCUAAUUUGAUCGUGUGAACUGAUGCUUAUAGGGAAAGAAUUCACCCUAAUCAACUGAUCUAAGUAACUGAUUAAGAGAGUGGGAUGUUGUACCCUCCUAAAUUUUUUUAAUUUUACAAAUGCAUUUUGCUUUAAAUAAUUAUUCAAGCAAUGGUAGUUUUUUUGUGUGUGAUAUUACUCUUUUUACACUUAAACUUUCUUGAUAAGUCUAUAUGUUUGAUAAGAAAGGAUGAAUUCCAACACCAGCAGGUAAUAGUGAAGCUCAAAAGGUUUCCAUCUGCUGCACUAUAAAAUGUUCUUAUAUUGUUGACACCGAAAUUAUAUAAUUUUAAAAAAUUAUACCAAUAUUUUAUUUCUCUAGUUAAUGAUAUUGGGCCAUUCACCUUGGCAUAGUGUGGGUGGUUUGUUUAAAAAUUCAGAAGACUCACUUGAAUAUUUGAAUUAACAUUCAACAGUUAAAGAUUUUAAUCAUCAGGUGUGGCUGGAUAGUGUUAAACAUUGAUUAAAUGAUCAAUAAUUCUAAUUCAUUAACUGUGUGUCUGUCUUAGUCUUCGAGAAAUAAAAAUGUAAACAAAAGUGGGAAAAAUGAAGUUGCUCAGUGAAGUAUUUAUUCAGUGAACUUAAGUUAAUAUUAAAGGGUUUAUUUUCAAGAGGUUAUUUACAAAAUAUAGAAUCACAUAUUAAAAAUUAAAUUUUUUAUUUUGAGAAUUAAACAACUACAUGAAGUUGAUAGUAUUGAAAAUGGCAACCCCCCCCCCCCCCCACCACCAUCUACUGUAGUAUAGUUAUAGUCAAUGGGCUACAAUAAAGAGUCUGGUUAGAGAGUUCUUUUCCAAAAUUAAAAUUGUGCAAGCCAACAUACAACCUUAAAAGUAAAUUGACUUUAUGUUCUCUCUGCCAGGACCUAGGUACUCCAACCAAUAUCAAUCAAAUUGAUGAUGCUUCGGCCACGGGUCAACAACCUCGGGUUGCUGUUAAAGAAAGAUUGAAGUCUUUGGACACAUUUAGAGGGUAAGAAAUUAGUUAGAGAACUCAAAUUAUCUGGACAUAUUUAAAGGGUCAGAAAUUAGCCUUACAGACUGCAUCUUUCGGUAAUGGCAAAAAGAAACCUACAAUUUCAACACUCAUUUCAUGUGGAACUCUGGCCAGAUAUAUUGGGCACUUUGCCUCAACAGAUUUAUUGAUGCAUGCUCCCUCAUAAGGCAUCAUAAGCGAGAAUAUAAAGCUGAAUAAAAUAUUUUAGAAAUGUGCUGAAUGUAAAAUUGAACUUCUAAGGGCAAAGAUCAGGGAACCACAUUUUUUGUUUUGUUAACAUUCAAAUUUUUUUCAACAAAACAGAAUUUCUAUUCUCCUCAUGAUAUUUGUAAAUUACGGAGGAGGAAAGUAUUGGUUCUUCAAGCAUUCCAAAUGGAAUGGCCUGACAGUGGCUGAUUUAGUCUUCCCUUGGUGAGCUUCCCUGGCCAUGUAGUUUAUGGCUUAAGCUUGCAUGUAGAAAUUUACUUUUGUUUGCUCACAUUUUUUUUGUUUAUUAGCCUAGACGCUAUUUGUAAACUUACUAACUUCUUGUUUGGUAAAUCUUGUAGAGAUUUUUUUAGCCUUGCAACUGUUUCAUAUUUAAUAACCACACAUAUUUUUAUUUAUUUUAUUUAAACACUCCCAACAAUUAAUUUUCCUUUUUUUUUUUUUUUCAAUUUUUAAUAAACUGAGUUUUUUCAAAUGUAACAAUUCUUACACUUCAUGAUCACCUCUGUUAGAUUUUCUUGGCAAUGGUCAUUUGGUGGAACUUGUUUUUUUUUUUUUUUUUUUUUUUUUUUUUUUUUUUUUUAUUUUUUUUUUUUUUUUUUUUUUUUUUUUUUUUUUUUUUUUUUUUUUUUUUUUUUUUUUUUUUUCAAUUUUGAAUAAACUGAGUUGUUUCAAAUGUAACAAUUCUUACACUUCAUGAUCACCUCUGUUAGAUUUUCUUGGCAAUGGUCAUUUGGUGGAACCAUCCUGCUCUAAAUAUAUAUAAAAACGAAUCUGAGCGUUUGGCAUGGAAUAAGUCUUUAGUGCUUCCUUUGAAUAACAAUAACUAUGACUUCUUAGCUGAAUUUUGUUACUUUCUAAAAUAUUAACUAAUUACUAAUAUUCUAUAAAAUAGUAAUAUAAAUGAUUAUAAAUCACAAUUAUUGCAAGACAUGAAGUCAAAAAAAAAAAUGUUUUACUGCAUUUCCCAAAGCAAUUGAUGUCAUUUACAUUUCAUAUUCCCAUAAGCAAUUGCCUGUUGCAUGUAAAAUCAUUUCUUUCCUUCCAUUUAUACUGGAUAUGGUUUCUUUUCACUUUAUAAGUUUUUAAAAUCAAAAUUCAAAAUAUGGGUUUUUAAUUGUGUAAUUUAACUUCAUUGGUAGUGAUAUUAUUUGUAUUUGCUCUUGAAGCUUUUUAUACAGAAAUGAUCUUGUUCGUAUUUGCAUGCUUGUGCGCUUGCUAUUAUGUUUGUGUUGUUGUGUGUCCUCAUUUGCAGAAUGGCUAUAGUCAUCAUGAUUUUUGUCAAUUAUGGGGGAGGUAGCUACUGGUUCUUUGCUCAUUCAACAUGGAAUGGAGUUACUGUGGCUGACUUGGCCUUCCCAUGGUAGGAUACUUGAACACUUAUGACAGCAAAAUCAGUCACUAACAGAAUGUUCUAACAUCUGUAACAAUGCUAAAUGCUAAAUCAUUUAAGCGAAACGAAUUAUUUUAAAAUGUGUUAUAAUAAUUGUUGUUUUAAGUAUACAAAAAAAUGGACAACAUCUAAUGACAAUCCAUUAAAAAUAAAUUUUAAAUUAACAAAUUGGGCAAUUUCUUUCUUUAUUGUCUGCAAUGAGGAAUGAGUAAUACUUCUUUUAGUUUGGAAAUGAUAAUAAGGGAGAGAGGGUGCAAUCAGGUCAGAUAGAAGGAAACAAGUGAAACAAAGUAUGGUGAAAACUGAAAAAAAAAGGCAGCAACAAUACAAUAUCAGCAAAAAGGCUUCAGCCAGAAGCCUUUUUCAGUGAACAAACAACAGUAAAAACAAUAUAAAAAUUAAAAUAAACACAUAGCUGCAAUUUAGUAUCCCAGAGGACAGCGAGAGGAAUAGUUUGGAAUAGCUGCCAACAUUUUUGGUGAUUUUUCUUUUGUUGCUUUUUGCCUAGUGUAAAAUUAAGGUUUUGAAUUAUUAACUAAUGGACAUAUUAAAAUCUGCUUUAAGCAAUUUGAAACACAUGGUAAGACACUUUUUUUUUCUCCAUAACCUCUCAACAAUAUAUAGUUUUAAAUUAAUUGUAACUUGUUGUUUUGAUCGUGUUAAACAAAAUGGAAAAAUGUAUAUAAACAUUGAUUCAAGAAGUGGAAUCAUAAGGCCUUCUUCUAUUGAUUUUUUUUCCUUUUUUUUUCUCCAAAGCCAUUUUAUAUUAACUGUAUUAUAAAUAAAAGUCAUGACUAAAUACAUUUGUUGUUAAGUGCAAUUUCCCAUUCUUUAUCCUAAGACAUAAAUUAAUAAUUUAUAACUAAAAUUUAUAACAAACCAUAAUUAUUAAUUAAAAUAAUUAACUCUCUCUAACGUAUAUUUAAAAAAAUUACAUAUCACUUUUAAUAGCUAACCUUUAUUGUAUUUAAAACGAUAAAUAUAUGUUAUAUUCUUACAUACACAUGUAAUCCUAUAUUUGAAGGUUUGUGUUCAUCAUGGGGACGGCGAUUGCGUUCAGCUUUCAAGGUCAGCUGAGACGCAACAUUCCGAGGUGGAAGAUUUUCUUAAGGAUUCUCAAACGUACGGCAACACUAUUUCUUCUGGGACUGUUGAUAAACUCAUUUGGGGUGGGUUCUGGUGAGUUAUAUCUAAUUAAAAGACACAUAAUUAUGUUUUAAAACAAUGCUUUGUUAAUGACAAAAGAACAAUCCUGCAAAAAGACUUUUUCCAGCAGACAAUAGAGGUGCAAAAAUAUAUAUGUGUGUGUGUGUUUAUAUAUUUAUAUUAAUACAGUGGCAAAACUGGGUCUAAAGGUAUUAAUUGCCUGGAGAAAUAAAAAUUCAUUCAAAAAUAAAAUUUAGUUUCGUAAAUAAUUUUUUAAAAUGGAUAAAUCUAUGAGCAGAAAGUGCAAUAAAUUUUUUAUAAAAAAGAAUGCAUGUUUAAUUGAAAAUGCCAUCGUAAUUGUGUUAUGCUGAUUAUUGGAGGUAUUCAUUAGAUACCAAAUUUAAGUACAAAUUCCAAAAUAUACAAGUAAAUAAAUGCAGGCAACUUUAAAGCUUUAACGAUUAUGGUGAACAAGACAAAAGGGUGAUCUAUCCGCCCAAUAUUAGAAGCCUCAAGAUGAUUAUCAUUAUUAUUAUUAUUGUGGUCUUAUAUAGCCUAAGAUUGGCUUGCUGGUCUUCAUACCAGCUAAUCUGAUUGCUUCUUGCAUUUCUUGCUCAUCUCACCAUUUUAAUGGUGGCUUCCAUUGAUAGUUUACUGUGUUCUGCCCUUUUAUAUGAAUUUUUUUUUUUUACAUAGUGACCCCUAUAAAUGCUUAAAAAUAUGUGACUUUGAAAUAUGCCAGUAGGCACAGAGGAAUAUUUUAUGUAGUUUUUCACAUUGAAUCUCAUUCAAAUAUGGGCAAGGGCCUACUUAGGCUUCAACUAUCAUAAAAUUUAACACAUUCUGCAAGUAAUACAAUGUUAUUCUAAGUGUCAACAAAAAGUGCAUGCAUAAAUUGGCUAAUCAGGAUACCGGUAUCUCAUUUGCAUAAAUGUUGAGCUUUGAGUUUCAUUCAUAAAGAACAAAUUAUUUCAUCCUAUACCCUACAAGAAUAUAUAUAGUUUUAUAUUUGUCAAGGGAUUAGUUCAUUUUUAUAAUUUUUUUGCAAAGUAAGUGCAGGGCUUGUGCCAAGGGCUCCAUCUUUUCGGCACAGACACUCCAAUAGGAUUUGAAUUUUUUUUUAAACGCUUUAUGAUUUUUUUAUUUUAUUUUUUUGUAUCAAAAUUGAUUAAUCUUUUAUCACUUUUAGCAUCUCAUGGUGUAUGAGAUACAACCAUUCUGGCCACUUUCAGCAUGUCAUGGUCUAUGAGAUACAACCAUUCUGGCCACUUUCAGCAUCUCAUGGUCUAUGAGAUACAACCAUUCUGGCCACUUGCAGCAUCUCAUGGUCUAUGAGAUACAAACAUUUUGGGGUCAAUUUUAAAGCACUGUGAUGUUACAGUCAAUAAUUCAAAAAGUUCUUGGUCUGCAUCACCAUUGGUUGGCACUUUGAAAGUAAUGGUCUCAUAGACUUCACCAUUGGCUGGCACUACUGAAAGUAAUCUCUCAUAGACACCACCAACACCACCAUUGGCUGGCACUACUGAAAGUAAUCUCUCAUAGACAUCACCAUUGGUUGGCACUACUGAAAGUAAUCUCUCAUAGACAUCAACAUUGGGUGACACUACUGAAAGUAAUCUCCCAUAGACAUCACAAUAAAGCACUUAAACUAAAUAAUAUUCUAAAUGGAUUAAUUAAUAAAUUUAUUCCGUUGAAUCAAGCUCAAUAUUAUUAUUUUUUUUUGAGAACCUUCAUGACGAAUUCUUUCAUGCAUUUUUGUUUCAUUAGUUGGAUUAUAAUGUUGGUAGCUGUUUAUACAGCCCUGUUACGAGCCAAUCCCCCCGUUAUUUGAUUUCUAAUCUCUUUUAAUUUGUAAAGUGUAAACAUCUGUGAGAAGUGCAAGUGUAACAGCCAUGUUCUUACAGAACUCCCAGCUGGAAUUGUAUUUACCUUUCUUUUAUACUGGUCACCACGUUUUGUGGACACAUGUUUUUUAAAUAUUUAUAGUGCCAAUUCUUGGCAGUGCUACCAGGCAAGUAGUCCUCAAUUUCUAUUUUGCAGGUGUAAACUUUGAUACAUUCCGCAUACCAGGCGUGUUGCAGAGAUUUGCUGGUACAUAUCUGAUCACCGCGACCUUAUUCUUAUACUUGGCGCCAGCUAACAACCCUAGUCAGGUAUGGUGAAAGUUAAAUAUGUUGAAUUUCCCAGUUACAAGUGAUCAAGUGGGAAAAAAAAAAAGGGGGGGGGGGGGGCAUUUGUAAAAUAAGUGAUAUUAUUUAAACUUUUUAUUCUUAUAUUAAUAAGUCCUUUGGGGAUGAAAGUUUCUUUUAAAAUUUCGGUUUAAUUUCUCCUCACAAUUUUACGUUUAAUAUACCGGGAGCAAGCCCAACAUGAUCGAAAACUUGACAACAUUUGUUUAAUUUAUCAUUUUUGUACUUGGCAUCUAAAACCUAGCCAGUUUUAAUAUUGCCAUAAAACUUAGCUGCCCAUUUAUGAAGUGCAAGUGGCAAAGCAGAUAAUUUGUAUUAUAAAAAGGGAGAAAGACUAUGUUAUUAUGGUUUGCGCUUCCAUAAUUUUAAUGUGAAAUAAAAGUUAAAAGAGAAAAUUAAUAAGAUUAUGUUGGAGAUUAUUUGAAGGAAACUGAGACUCAUAUACUCAUAUUUAUACAUAUUUCUUUUUUUCAAGAAUCUAUUUUAAAUUUUCAGUACAUCCGCCUGGCACCAUUUCGAGACAUCAUUAUGUAUUGGCCAGAAUGGUUUGUCAACUUGGCAUUUAUUGCACUGCACACAGCUAUCACAUUUGCCAUGCCGGUUCCAGGAUGUCCCAGGUCGGCUCCAGCUUCAGUUAUAAAACCCACUCACUAUAGGGUGUAAUGAAUUAACAACAUAAUCAAUAGUUUGAGAUUAUAAUUUAAGAAUCUAGAUCAACAGAUUUUCAGCCCGUGUGUCACGCCAUAUGGGUGUGUUGCAGGAAUGCGUAUGUGUCACAAGCUUUGUUAUAGAUUAAUAAAAUGCAAAGUGAAAAACAUUUGUGGGAAUUAUACCCAAAAAUUUAAUGGAUAAUAAAAUAAUCCAUAUAAUAAUUGUAUCCUUGGAUGCUGCACUUCACCGAAUAGCCUAUAAAUUAAAAAGGCAAAAAAACUUGAAUGCUGUGUCAACAGAACGUAGACAAUUAGUCCUAGUGUGCCGUAAGAUGAAAAAGGUUGAGAAUAGCUAUCUAGAUGUGUUAAAUGAACUUACUUUACUAUGUGUAUUUGUAAAGCUUGUAACUGUAUGUUUUUGGAUACUCCACAGGGGAUACAUUGGUCCAGGCGGGUUGGAACAAGGUGGAAAAUAUUUCAACUGUACCGGGGGUGCAGCAGGCUACAUUGAUCGCAAGUUUUUUGGAGACUCUCAUAUUUAUCAAAGCCCUACGUCCCAGGUGAUUAUUUCUGCCCACGAGUUGUUCAUUUAAGUAUUCUUAACUCUGAAACCAUAAAAAAUUUGGAUUCAUUAAAUGGUAUUGUCAGUAGCUGCCGAAUGCAUAAGGCAUCUUCUUUUCUGCACUGUCUAGUUAGCACAUAAACAAUGGGAUUAAAAUAAAGUGUAAAAACUGGUCUGAUUGCAGGAAAUUUAUCAAAGUCAAGUGCCUUAUGACCCCGAGGGUCUGCUAGGCACUGUCAAUUCUUGUGUUCUUUGCUUCUUGGGACUCCAGGUUUGAGCUUUGUUUUUGUCCCCUAACUAUAACUAGUUUAAAUAAUUAAUAAUUAGUAUGUUUUAUAUUUUUAGUUUUAUAUAAUUAAUAAUUAGUGUGUUUUUUUAUUGCUGGAUUCGUGACUAUACAGCCAUGUACCCAAUGGAUUUGUGACUGUACAGCCAAUAUGACUAUUGGAUUUGUGACUGUACAGCCAAUAUGACUAUUGGAUUUGUGACUGUACAGCCAAUAUGACCACUAAAUUUGCUACUGUACUGUGUGUUGCACACAUAAUGUGAACUUUUGAGCUAAAAGAAAUUCAUACAAGUGUAACCCAUUUAUAUUUUAGUGCUAUUUAUUAGACUCAGUCAGUUGAUGAACAUGCUUAGUACAGAGGUGAUGUGGAUUAGUCUACAUAUUCUCUUAUAGUUGAGCUAUUAUUAAGUAUGUCUCUUUUUGGAUAGUUUACAUUUUAUCAUGUGGAUAUCUUUAAGUCUGAUUUUUAUGACAAUCUCAGUGACAAACUUCAAUGCAGUACAGUACAAGCUAAUUUAAUUUUUUUUAUUGCUUUAAAAAUCUUUUAACUGGUACACAAUGUGUAUUUAUUGAGAUCUAAAUUAUAAACAAAUACACUAUAAAAUAAAUUAUGAGGAAUAUUAUGUAAAAAGGUAAUCCAUGUAGUAUUAUUAAAUAUGAUCUGAAAUUAAGUAUUGAGAGAGAAAACUAAAUUUGAUUUGUUGAUUUAUUAAUUACUUAAUUUAGUAAAUUUUGCUUUUCUGGAUGUUAGGCAGGAAAGAUAUUAUUUAUUCAUACCGACUGGGUGAAGAGGUGCCAUAGAUUUCUCAUCUGGAGUAUUUUUCUGGUAAGACAUUAUAUUAUCAUGAAACUAUAUUAUUGUUUCCUGAAUUAAAUAAAAUUGUAUUCCAUACAUGUGCAUCAUAACACUGAAAAAGUUAAUGAUGACUCUCAAAAAUUCAAAAGUUAAAUCUGAUGGUAAAUCAAAUUUACCCAAACUACCCAUCUAUUAUGCUGGUAUCACCACCUGCAAUGGACAGCAAUUACAACAUGAAUGUCCUUCAAAUGCAAGGUUCUCAUUAACUUAAAUUUACAUAUGUUUUAAUUUCAGCCUGCUUACUUUUAAUUAUUCCAUUUUUCCUUUGCCAGAUUGGCCUAGGAACUUUGCUUUGUAAGGCAUCAUUAAAUGAAGGCUGGAUUCCCAUCAACAAAAACUUAUGGUAUGUUCAGCUCUUCUAUUGUCACUGUCAAACAUUUUAACACAACUGCAUUGAUUACAUUAUACGUUCAUAUCUUCUCUUGUCACUGUCACACAUUUUAUUUUUAUCACAACUAAAUUGAUGUAAUUAUAUGUUCAUCUCUUCUCUUGUCUCUAACAUUUUAUCACAACUACACAUUGAUUGAAUUAUAAAUCAGUCAGGUUUAAUUUUAACCUUGUAAAAGAAUAGUAUUAUUAGUAUCCAUUGAAACAUUUAUUGAAUUUUAUUACUGACUGGUAGAUGGAUAUCUUUUUUUAUAUUGCACCAGUUAUUCACCAAUUCCAAGUGCAUUACCAUGACUGGAAAUAUUUAUUGCUAUUCCAGGUCUCUUUCUUUUGUAUUUAUUCUGUCUGGAAUGGCCUUCUUCCUGCUCAUGGUGUGCUACAUUUUAAUAGAUGUAUACAAAAUUUGGGGGGGAGAACCAUUCUAUUUUGCAGGUAACCCUUCUGUUUUACUUAGUUAUUUUACAUUCUUUUAAAGUUAAUUCCUCACCCAGAGGGCAGUAGGGCAUAAAUGAUGUCUUUGGGGUCAGAACACAUAGUGUAAAAAAUAAUUCUUUAAUCAGCAUCACUAAAUACAGUUGCUUAAAAAUGUAUCUGAUCAUCUACCAACAAUAAAAAUUAUUUUAAGUACUGAUACUUUGCAUUUCUAGUCUGGUAUUCUGUACAUAGUAUGCAAACAUAUUUAUGGAUAUUUGGAGUAAUUGCAUUAAUAAUUAGUGGGACACUGUUGUUUAUUGUUGUAAAGGCUGACAAAGUGACAAGAUUGGGGUUUUUUUUUAGGUUUUUUACUCUAAAACCCUAGCCAAUAAUUCAUUGACAUUUUCACCUAGGUAUGAACUCCAUUGCUUUGUACUGUGGCCAUGAAUUCUUCUCCGGUAGAGCACCCGUCUCAUUUGUGGUCCCUGACACACAUGCAUCGUAUUUGACCCUCAAUAUAUGGGGAACUACAUUUUGGCUACUAGUGUCUGUUUACUUUUACUUCAAGAAUAUCUUCAUUUCCGUAUAAGAGUUGUUUUUUCAUUGAAGAUAUAUCAUGGUCCUCCAUUGACUUAUUUCCAGUUUAAUGGUUUGAAGCAAAUGUUAUUUUUAUUUUAUAAUUCAAAGAAAAUAUUUAUGAAGACAGUAUGUACAUUACAAUGACACUGCUUUUGUUAUUGUUUAACUGGCAAUAUGGUUAAUAUUUUAAAUCUUUCAACUGGCACUGAUGAAAUUAAACUUUAAAAAUUAAAAUUGAAACUAUGUUUAUUACUCUUAAUAAUAAUAACUCAUUUUAAUCUCACAGUGCUAUGAAGCCUAAUUUAUGUCAUAGAUUUCUGCAUAUCAAUUCAUGAUGGUGGACAAUGACUGUUUACUUAUAUUCAUAUAAUUCAUCUGGGGAUACUGUAAUGGGAAUUUAAAAUUAUUCUAAUCCACCAAUGCAAGGUUGAUUUUUAAUGAAUUUUUACACUAUUAGUACUAUUAGGCAACUGUUCUUUUUCUUUGCCAUGAAUUUAUUUUUUAAUCCGUGCCAUCAAUUAACUGUUUUCAUAUCUUUUUCUCAUAAAUGUCUUAAACUAUAAUUUGGGUGACAUAUUGUAUUGAUUCACUUCAUCUUGGUAUUGAUUUACAGCACGUGUGGCCUAGUUUAUAUAAACAAAGUGCAGGCCAAAAUGGAUAUGUAGAGUGUCUUAGAUAAAUGGUUUUUAAAUUAUUUCAAAAUGUACUAAAUGAUAAUUAUGGUAAAUUAUAAAAAUGGUUAUUAUAUAUUUAUUAUGCUGUUAUAUUUAUUAUGCUGUUGUGUUGAGAAUUUGCUUUGGUUUUAAAACUGCAGUCAUUAUCAUGUUAUGCAUGCCAUGUUCAUAAACUCAAUGAAUACGCACUAUCUAAAAUUGUAGAUUUCAUAUAAAAACUUUCAAGUUCAUUAUAGCCUUAUUUGUUGCCAUUAUCAGAGUUGUGUGAAGUAAAAGUGCGUGUCUUAAUAAAACUAAAGAAAUCUGUAUGUGUGGGUAAUAAUCCAUUAUCACUAGCAAUCCUUCAUAAACACCGUGCACAGGAAUUUCUAAGGAAGGGAAUAAAACAACUCUUUAUUAUAUCAAAAGUUUUAUAUUUAAAAAAAUGGCAUUUCAGCCUCCCCGCAGCGACAGAUAAACCAUUAUUAAUAAUAUGUACAGUGCAUUCAUGUAUUCAAGCUACACUGAUCAAUUAAUUAUCAAACAAACCAAGGUUGAGAUGUUGGGACCUCCGAAAUGAAUAUAAAUCAGGUAUUUGUACCUUGAAAGCAAUUGAUACACAUUGCCUUCACCAUGGUUGCUAAAGAGGUAGACACUAGUAGUUUACCCACUAAUAAAAAAAAUAAAAAAGUUCUUUAUGUUAAGUUACAUAAGUUGUAGGCUUACAUGACAGCAAUCUGUAGUUGUUCUUUGUAGCUAGCAUAUGACCUCUAUUGCUAGCCUGACAAAUGAAUCAGGGGAAACCUAAUUCAAGAGCGACCAUCCCGCCAUCCCCUCACUUUGAGGCCUCAGUUUUCAACAAGAUGUUAGCAGCAAAGACUUGAUCCAAAUGCAUUGCUUCCUUCCGUGCUAGUCAAAGUUAUAAUGCAAGUACAUAACUAAUACAACUAAAGAAAAAAGUAAAUAACCUCAAAUUAUUGAAAUGGUAAAAAAAAUUCAAAUGAAAUUAUUCACUGAAAAAUGUGAUCAUUUUCAAGACCAAAGUUACAGAACCAAAUCUAACUUGGUUUAAAAAAACAACUUAUGCAAUCAGUAGGCAUUAUUUUUUAAUCCUUUAUUUAUUCUGCAUAUUGAUUUUGAAUUAUUUAGCUUCUUGAUUGGGUAAUGAUAAAAAUAAUUAUUUGUUCAUUAUUGUCCUUAUAAUUUAUAAGCACAGAAUAAAAGGAUAUAUUUUAAAUGGUCAAGACAUUAUAUCACAUGAUUAACUACAAUCCUUUUUUUUUGUGUGCCUCAUUCAUAAAAAAUCUCAUUUAUCAUAGUUAAAACUUGAUUACACCAUGAUUAAACUCAAUGAAAGAAUGUGUGUUCUGCAUAGAAAAAUUAUGAUCAUGCAAAAACUUUAAUAUCACCAAAUUUCAAGCUUUUGACGGAACAUCAAAGUCAGUGAAUAAAGAAAUAUCCAAAAUAAAAAGUACACAUGAUCAACAAUUAAAUUAAACCAGAAAAAAAAAAGAAAAAAAAGAAGGCCAUCAAUCAUCAAUGAUAAAUAUUCUUCAAAAGACAUUUUUAAGUAUUCCUUAAUCAAAGCUUUGUGUAUAGUUGGUGUGUUUUUCCAUGUUUUUAUUUGCUAGUUUCAAUUAAAAAAAACAAUUUCUUCUAAAAUGAAAAAAAAUUUAAAAAUCGGGAAGUAAAAUUAUUUAAGAACUUUAAUUACGGUACUUUCAGUGUUUGUAAUUGUAAUUAUAAAAUUUGGAGGACUACUUCGGAGGACUUGAAGGACUUCCAAAAAAUAUAUAUUUUAAUCAAGUAUCAAAAUAAUUAUAAAAAUAGACAUCAAUCCAAAGCAUGUUAUAUUGAACAGUGACAAAGCUGAAGCAUUAUUCCUCACAGAUCUGUACACUCACUUUGUGAUAAAAUGAUAGACUUUUAUGAGCAGCACUGUUGGAGAAACUUUAAACAAGUCUCGGGAAUAACUUUAUUUACUACAUUUGUCUUUUGAACAAAAAUUCUUUUUGUAUUUUUCUCUUUUCUUUGACAAUGUUCUGUCACUCUGCAAGACACACAGUUUUGUCAUUUUUGGAACAUCUUUUUACAUACCAUUAGCUUUUGAGAACUCACAAAACUGUUAAGUUCACAAGCACGUUGAAUAUGGUAACUGGGCGACAUAUGUAACACACUUUUUCCCCCUCAAAAUAUGCCUAAAAUAUGAGCUGUGUCUUAUGUGCUGGCAAUGUAGAAUUUUUUUUCUCACGCCAGCAUGUACAGUACAUAUUUUAUAAACAAAAAAUAAUAAAACAGCAUAUUAAUAUAAGAAAAUAUUCCUCCUUUCAUCCAGGCAGGGUCCCAAUUAUUACUAUAAUAAAAAGAGAAGUUCCUGGGUUGUAUUUAACAAUCCCACUACUCAACAAGGCAAGAAAAGUGCCUCCCUCGCAUUGUGACCACUUUCAAUGACUCACCAAGUAUAUAUCACAGUGGUGCAGGAAUUAUUUUAAUAGUGUAUAGGUCAAGUUUAGACAGCCCCAAUCUGUAACUUAAAGUUACUUAACAAGAAAAGGAGAGAAAGAUAUCGCAGUUGAUAUAGGCCACGACAGAUUUUCAGCCCACUGGUCCAUUAGUUUGAGUCAUACAAACAAUGACAUGAUUGACAAAA